Messenger RNA from Adineta steineri, 2847 nucleotides. NCBI's taxonomy places the organism in Eukaryota, Metazoa, Rotifera, Eurotatoria, Adinetida, Adinetidae. The record is from the annotation of a GenBank genome assembly.
AUGAAUAUUUUAAAGACUAAUUAUUCAGAAUUGGUAUCACUUCAUCAAUUAAUACCUAAUCUUGAUUCAACUACAAGAAAUCAGUUUCGUGGAAUUUAUUUUACGAAAAAAAUGACAACAUAUCAAAUUAGUCAAUGGAAUGAAAUUCUUCAAAGAAAAUCUUUCAUAAAUAAUAAUGAUAAUCAUGUAUUUAUCUCUAAUCUUUUAAUGAAUUGUUAUAAUAAAAAUCGUUCAAAUAUACUUCUAACAAAUAUUGAUAUAAAAAAUAAUAAAUCAUUAAAUAAUCACGAUUAUAUUUCAAAAAAUUCAUUAUUAUCACAUCUUUGCUUAUCAUAUAUAUGGAUUGAACGACGAAAAAUUCUCUCCGAUGAAGCAUUAAUAUAUCUUUUAAGUGAAUUUACAUUAAUUGAAUGUUUGACUCGUAGAAGACAAUUAUUUAUUCAAUUGAGUGGUACAUAUGAAUCAUUUUAUAGUUUACCUUAUUAUAUAAUGAGAAAAUCUGACGAAAAAAAUGAAGCAAAUUUAAAAUUAAAUAAAAUGAAUACAAGAAAAAGAACAAUACAAUUUCAUUUACAUGCUACCAAACAAGGACAACAAGCACAUUUAACAGAUUUAUAUGGAACAUUACUACCUACACAUUUAGUACAUUAUCAUGUAUCAAAAUUUGAACGAUUUGAUAUAUAUCAUUCGAUUGAAAAAUCGUAUAAUGGACAAAUGUUCGUUGAAGCAAUGUUUACUUCAGAGUUUAGUAAAACAUUUUUUAAUCAUCGACCAAAAGAAGAAGUCGAACAAAUUCGUGAAAAUCUAAUACCUAUAUUUGAACAAUUCCGAAUAAAUCAUCGUCAAUUCUAUCUUCGUCGUCGAACGCGUUUACCACUCUCCUAUACUCAUCAUCACAUUCCUGAGCCAACUGCUACACUUGAUCAAUUGAUAUCGUUGACAACACCUGUUUCUACUAUACAAAAAUUUAUUCGUGUUUGGUUAAAAUAUGUUUUACCAGUGGAACUUUUUGGUUCGAAAUUUAAUUAUAAAUUAUUUAUAUAUCGAAUGUGUUUUUUUAUUCAAUUACCACGAACACAACAAUAUUCCUUAGGUGAAGUUAUACGAAAAUUUAAAUUUAAACAAUUUCAAUGGACAAAAAUUCAAAAGAAUUUACCACCAUUAGUUUGUCAAUUAUAUAUUUGUCAUUUAAUCUAUUAUCUUAUAUAUUAUGUUUUUAUAUUACUCCGAUCGUAUUUUUAUGCGACUGAAGGUUCAUCACCUUCUCAUCCACUUGUUUUAGUAUUCUAUCGACAUAAAAUUUGGCAUGCUAUACAAACAAAAUCUCGUCAAGAUUUAAUUGUAAAAGCUUGUGCUCCAACUGUUCAACAAGAAUAUAUAAAAGAUUGUGAAGAUAUAUGUUAUUCAUGGAAAGUACGUUUUGUACCUAAAACAGCAAGUGUUCGUUAUUUAGCAUGUGUACAAGAAGGAAUUAAUACAAAAGAAAAUAUAAAUCAUUUAAAAUAUACAAAUGAAAUAUUGAAAUAUUUACGAAGACAUAAUAAAAAUUUAUUAGGUAUUGCAACAUUUAAUCGAGUUGAAAUGCAUAAACGAUGGCAAGUUUUUUGCCAAAAUGCACCAGAAAUAGACGAAAGCAAUAUGACUUAUUUUCUAGCAGUCGUUGAAUUCCUUGAUAAAUGUGAAUUUGAUUAUAAUUUAUACAUUCAUACAAUUUACAAAACUCAAUAUCGUAAUGGUCGUAUUAUUCGUAAGAGAACUCUUUAUUGGGUUGGAAAAGAGAAUGAAAAAAUGUGUGAAAUAAUGAGUGAUGAUUCGAAACCUAUAAAUAAUGGAAUUUUUCAUGAUAUGAUUAUUCAUGAAGGUCAUAUUGAAAUUUAUAAUAAAACAAAAUUACUUAAAUAUAUUCGUGCUCAAUUAUUCAAUUCUUAUCUAUAUACACGACAUUCUACAAUAUUACCAAUUAAAACAUAUCAUCGUACACGUGGUAUAAAUCAUGGUUUACGAAUAGCUUCAAUGCUUGGGCAAAUUUAUUUGAAUAAAAUCGAUAAUGAUAUUAAUUUUAGUCCAUUAUUUGAUGAAUUUGCUGUACGUCAUGAAGAUGAUUUAUUAAUUAUUUCACCGCAUCGUUAUCGUCUUCGUCGUAUUAAAUUAAAUAUGAAUAAAAAAUUAAAUGAAUUACAUCAAAUAACUAGCCCAUUAAAAAAUUCAUUAAAAACGAAAACAAAUAUACGUCAUAAAACAAUGAAUAAAAUUCGUCCUGUUGAAUAUUGGGGUUCACUUGUUGAUAUUCAAUCUCGUCAAAUAUAUGUUUCAAUAAAUCCAAAUGAAAGUAUACAAAAAAAAUUAAAUCAUCUAACAAUUAAAGUUACACGCGAACCAGGUUAUUACAUACGUCAUUCAUUAUUAAAUGCUUUAAGUUUACGUUCACAUUCAUAUUAUUUCGAUCGUUUAUAUACAACAAAUAAAACUUUAUUAAAAAAUUUCUAUGCAUUAUCAUGUUAUUAUUUAAAACGUUUACAUUCUAUAUGUAUUCGUUUUAUACAAAUCUAUUCAUAUAAAUAUAUUCAAUCAAAAAGUUUAUUUUUAUUUCGUACAAUACGUUCAGCAUUACGUAUAUUAAUUAAAAAAGCAUUUAUAUUUAAUAAAAAAUCUAUUAAAUUAAUAAAUCAAUGUAAAUAUGUUUUUUUUAUAUCAUGUAUAAGAUUAGUUAAACAACAUAGACAUUUAUUUCAAAAUGACAUUAUUGCAAAAAGAUUCUCACAUAUGGCUAGAAAAUUGAAAUAUUUAAAUAAAACACAAAAAUAUGAAAUUAAAAAAACUAUUGGAUUUAAACAAUUAAAAAUGUAA